GCCUGAUACUAAAUGCCAUUUUCUGACGCUGUGCUACUGUACCAGCCUGGCUGAUUCCCUGUGAGGAGCCAGAUUCCCGCCCGGAAUGCUCAUCAACGAUUCAAUAAAUAUAACAUUUCCGGACAGGCAAGACAGUCGUCACCUACCCGUCUAGGUGGAGGUGAAGCGCAUGCGCAGAAGCCUCAGGAACCAGCUGUGGUGAAUACGCAUGAGCACCAGGAAGAGGAGACGGAAUGGCAGUGAAGAAGAUGGCCACAUCCCACAGACAAAGCGUAGUACCAGAAAUGCCGUCCUUCAGGACUCUUGGGAUACUGAGAAGGUGCCUGUAACGAAAAACUGUAAGGAAAGCAGACUAAAAGAAAACAAAGUGUCCUGUGCGUCCUCCAGCAGUGAUAGCAGCAGCAGUUGCAGUAGCAGUAGCAUCAACAGCCCUGACAGAGGAAGUGGUCCAGAAACCAGCUUAAACCAGAUAAUUGCAGCAUCCAGUCCUAUCACCCCCCCAUCCUUCCAUGAGCAGUCUGCACUAAGUCAAGGUCCUUACUUCCACAUCAACCAGAUCCUGAAGGAGGCACACUUUCACAGCUUACAGAACCGUGGACGCCCACCUACAUGAUGAACCAGCAGUUCCUUGCCUUCUGUGAAGGGACAGCACUGUGUAGAUUUGAUAUUUCAACUUAAAGUUUGUUAAAAUGAAAUUGCACAAAACGCCUGUUGCCUUUUCAGUCUAUAUUUGAAAUAACAGGUUAACAGGAAAUUGUUUACUUGUGGUUUGCUGCACUAUUGCAAUGCAAAAGGGGCUUUGAAGCAAUUUUUAUAGGAUUAUUUUUUGGGGUUGGUAUCAAAUACAUGUACGAUGAGUCUGGGAAACCCACAUCUGUAUUAUAGGUGUGCAUAAUCUGUUUGUUAGCAACUGUUGCUUUAUGUAAAGUCCUUUCAAACGUCCAUCUUCAGUUUUAUAAAUCUUUUUUAAUUUCAAUAAACUAGUGAACAAGUUUC
Gopherus evgoodei (Goodes thornscrub tortoise) is the source of this 996-nucleotide messenger RNA. RefSeq names its product family with sequence similarity 104 member A (gene VCF1). The record is from RefSeq and is a predicted model, not a curated record. The coding region runs from base 209 to 613 and encodes 134 amino acids. The transcript is spliced from 4 exons. NCBI's taxonomy places the organism in Eukaryota, Metazoa, Chordata, Testudines, Testudinidae.